AUGGUCUCUCAGUCCAGUUCUGAAGCCUACACAAACGUGGGGAAGACUUCAGAUUUGACAGCUGUCCAAAAGGCGACCAUCGUCAGUAACAAGGAGGGCAAGACACAAAGGUUAUUGCUGAAGAGGCUGGCUGUUCUCAGAGCCCUGUGUCCAAACACAUUAAUGGAGAGGCAAAGGGAAGGAAAAACUGGAGUUCUUCAAAUGGAGUGUCAUGAUCGUUACUUCAUGAUAGCUGUUGAUCUCGCCGUCACUGGAGAAGAUCCUCACUUUGAGGCUGUUGACAGGACAGGUGUGUAUGCCCUCACUGCACAGUAUGCAGCAGCGUGUGGCUACACCCUCAGCGUUCUCACUUUCCUGGGCCUUGUGGAGCUCAGAGCCUCUUACUUCAGCUGUCACACAGAAAAGGAAGAUGAUGGGUACACAUUCAGUUUUAACCUGAUCACAACUCUUAAUGGUGAGGACACCAGCUUUGGAUUGAACAAGACCUGUUUUCCCCAACUCCCCUGGUCUCCCAGGGAGGUUUCUUGUGAGGUCAACUACAUGGAAGUUUCUGUGCAGGGUGAAGUUGGGUGCUUUGCAGGGAUGAGUGACUGGAACCUUCUCAGACCUAUGAGCAGCUCCUCCUCAGGCUGGCAGGUGAUCUUUCAAAAACCAGAUGAGCAGGUGUUGCCCAUGAACUUGUCUAAGGCUUAUGAGCAGGAUUACAUGUUUGACAUGAAGCAUGGGCGGAUCGUAUUUCGUACACCGUAUGGACAACCUGACUCUAAUGUGUCUGUGCAGGUGAAUGGUGUUCCAGUAGAGGUGGUCCAUGCCAGUGUGUUCUCCAGACAAAGCUGGGUUGUCCUCAUGGUUGAUCUAGUGGCUGCUUGCUCUACAUAUGAAGCUUCACACGAUGGUGGCUACAUGACAUGGGAGACCCCAGAAGCUCUGUAUCCCAGUCUUGGUGACUCACAGAUCAGUGUGGGACUAAAUGGUGACUUUGUGGAGCAGGCAGCUACAGAGCAGAGAGGCUUCAUGAAGAAACACAACACCACAAUCCACAUUGGUAUCCCAUAUAAUGCUGAGGGAGGGUACAAGAAGAGCUUUGUGAAGGGUGCCAUCUUCGAGUUCUACAUCUUCCAUUUCUACUUCAAGCAAGUGUUGAUAGAUGAGGAUUACAAAGAGACCGUGAUCAGAUGUCACAGGAUUGUGGUUACUCCGCUACUGCCCUGUGAGCUUGUCAUUGAAGACAAAACCAUCCUGGAAGAGGGAAUUUUCACCAUCUACCUUGGGCAUAUCCCUGUAGAUGUGGCCUUGACCUCAGUCCAGUUGAAUGGGCAUGACUUUAGUGUGCCCUUCAGCAAUGAAAGCAUCAUCCUCACAGAAGCGGCUGAACCCAACAACACCCACAGCUACACUCUGAAGGUGCCCUUUGACGACCCAGUUGUCGUACAGGAGUUCUCCAGGGAACAUGCAGCUAUGUUGCACAAGCUGGACAUCAACUACACGCUGACUAUGCCUGGAAGUGAAUCUUACUACCACACAGCAUCAUCUGUGGCACUACUGGAUGUCUCUCCUCCAGUCUUUGAAAGCAACUGCACAUCAUCUGGCAUCAGCUUCAAGCUUGACUACCGGCCUUUUGACUACCUGUGGGAGAUCAGCAUCGGUUCUGACCUGCUAACGUCAGCACUGGCGGCUGAGCGUGGCUACAUCAUGACCAACAAUAGCCAGACGCUGCUGCUUGAUGUUCCACUCUUCACUCGUGGCUAUGAAUACAGGGUGAGGGCAAUAGACCUGCAAGUGUGCUCCACUGAUGGGACGAUGACUGUGGUGGCUGACCUGUCCACAAUCAUCCCAAGUGGGCGGAUCCCAGCAAGUUUCCACCUCAGGAACGAACACUGUCAAGCCAAAGAAAGUAAUGGUAGCAGAGUGCUCUUCUCUUUCCCAGUCAACAGCUGUGGUGCCGUAGUCAAGCCUCAACACGAUUGCUUUUGCUUCUGA
Molecule: messenger RNA, 1980 nt
Organism: Cololabis saira (Pacific saury)
Lineage: Eukaryota; Metazoa; Chordata; Actinopteri; Beloniformes; Belonidae
Gene: zpax4
Product: zona pellucida protein AX 4
Exons: 13
Coding region: 1-1980 (659 amino acids)
Source: RefSeq, a predicted model, not a curated record